Messenger RNA from Clarias gariepinus (North African catfish), 5814 nucleotides. It is a transcript of the gene agpat5, whose product is annotated as 1-acylglycerol-3-phosphate O-acyltransferase 5 (lysophosphatidic acid acyltransferase, epsilon). Bases 785 to 1882 code for a protein of 365 amino acids. The record is from RefSeq and is a predicted model, not a curated record. The transcript is spliced from 8 exons. NCBI's taxonomy places the organism in Eukaryota, Metazoa, Chordata, Actinopteri, Siluriformes, Clariidae. Gene Ontology annotation, cellular component: endomembrane system; mitochondrion. Gene Ontology annotation, molecular function: acyltransferase activity.
UGUGUGCAAUAUGGGGUCCGUGCUGUGAGCGUAGCGUGACUUUGGUGAACGCACAGUAGAUUUGCGAGACUUUUUAAAACUAAUUUGCGCAACUGGAUCUUCUUGAGUAGAUCGACCUGUAAAGGUGGGACACGUUGGUGGUGUUUAGAGACACGUUGCCGUUUGAAUUUGCAGCUCAACUCCGGAGCAUUAACGUUAGCCUGAUAAACCACGCUAUAAACUAGGAAUUUAGUGCGUGUCUAUAUCCUGUUUCACGGUAAACCACAGUCGAGACGGUCAUUUGUUUGUAGGUUAAACUGAUUUUCUUUAAACAAACGUAAAAACAAGCAGUUCUUAAAGGAAAAUAAUUAUAUAAUUGGUUAGAUAUUAUUAACAAAGUGGGCGCGUUUAUUAUUUUUUUAUUUUAAAUAAACGCAUUAUUGGUGAUUACCGUAAACCUUGGUAGAUUGUCGCAAUGACGCGGUUUUGACAGGAGCAUGCCUUUGCACUGAGCGCCUGGCAAGUACACGCAUGUAAAGUCAUGUGUCCGGCAGGGAUUUGAUGGUUUAAUAUAGUUUAUCAGUACAUUUUUAUAUUCUGCACGAUGAUGGUGUUAAGCUAAAACUUUGCAUAUUUCUGAGCAGCUCUGUUUUAGCCCAUGUGCUGUAUGCAACGCUAGCAGCGGAAAGAUCGCGCUUCCGCACACUGUGUAAACCCGCCGAGCGCCUUUUCAAACAACGUGCUAAGUUCGUUACGAGUAGUGUAGUGUUUUAGUUGUUUUUUCUGUGUACGUGCCAUAUUAAACAUGCUGCUGUCGCUGAUUAUGCACACGUACUCUCUGCGCUACUGCAUCCCUGCCGCGGUCAUGCUCGGCACUGCGCCCAUGUACCUGCUCUCCUGGGGCGUGUGGCGCUUCCUGUCCGCUGGACUGCCCUCCAGACUCUACCACACCGUGGACGAUCACCUGUACACAGUCUACCAGAGCAUGGUACUGUUCUUCUUCGAGAACUACACCGGGGUGGAGAUUAUUAUUUAUGGAGACAUACCAAAGGAGAAGGAGAAUGUCGUCUAUCUCUCCAACCAUCAAUCCACAGCUGAUUGGAUCAUCGCUGACAUGCUAGCAAUUCGCCAAAAUGCGCUCGGCCAUGUGAGAUACGUGUUAAAAGAUGGUCUGAAGUGGCUCCCGUUGUACGGCUGGUAUUUCUCCCAGCACGGCGGGGUAUACGUCAAACGAAGCGCCAAGUUUAACGAAAAUGCCAUGAGAAGGAAACUCCGCUCUCAGGCGGACUUAGGAGCACCAAUGUAUCUUGUCAUAUUCCCUGAGGGAACGCGCUACAACCCAGAAUUUAAGGAUGUGAUUAAGGCCAGUCAGGCUUUUGCUGCAAAAGAAGGGCUUUCUGUACUAAAACACAUCUUGACGCCAAGAAUGAAAGCAGCACAUGUAGCAAUAGAUUCCAUGAAGAACCACCUGGAUGCUGUUUACGAUGUCACCGUGGCUUACGAAGGCACACUGAGUGCAGACGGGAAAAGACACCCUGCUCCGUCAAUGCCAGAGUUCCUUUGUAAAGAGUGUCCCAGAGUGCACAUCUACUUUGAGCGGCUGGACAUGAGGGAGAUUCCUCCAGAGCCGAGCUAUUUCCGCAGAUGGCUUCAUGACAGAUUUGAGAUUAAGGAUAAGUUGCUGACUUCUUUUUAUGAGUCUGAGAAGCCUGAUGAAAAGUGCAAGUUUCCAGGAGAAGGUCGAAGGUCGGAACUCGGCCUUAAAAAGACGCUGCCUUCACUGCUGAUUUUAAGCGGCCUCACUUUGCCAGUGCUGCUAACCGAGUCAGGUAGAAAACUCUAUGUGAAAACAUGGAUCUGUGGGACUCUCUUGGGAUGGCUGUGGGUUCAUAUACAACCAUGAGGUAAAAGAAACCACUGACACCCUGCCAGCGAGCAUCAGCAUGAGGAGACCGGUGCUGGUUAAACGCUUGUGUUUUCAGCCAGCCAUGCUGUGACAUCUCGGAGUGAUCUGUUCCCUCACACCCCACCCCGUGUUAUGUCUGAGAGGUGUUUGCUGGAGGAUGGCCAUAGCUCUCUUUAUUCUUCCCUUCAUCUUUUGUCUCGAAAGCUUUGCUUGGUUUAACAUUCUUAGUGUCAUGUCCAUUACUUUGGUUAUUUUAUUAUUUUUUGCUGGAAAUAAAAAAAGGGCAGUAUUUUAAAUGGGGUUGAUACGUUUAUGCAAAAGUUUAUGCCGAAGAUAUUUUUUACUGUGUUCAAUUUUCCACAUAAGUAUUCAUAAUCUUAUUAUUAUUAUUAUUAUUGGUGUUUUUGGUUGGUUCUGAUUUUGUUAAACUUGUAUUAAUUUGUGAUUGGGUGCAAGAUGGUUGAGAUCAUUUAAUUUUGUUGUUUUUGCUUUGUUUACACAUGAAGUGUGCUCUUUCUUUCAUUUAAUUAGUAAAUUGGUUUAUUUGUUGUUGUUUUUUUCUCCCUCCCCUUUUUUCUUUGCACAAUUAAUUGUCUCAUAUUGCCAAACUUCAGGAUGCAGGAGCAAUAUCUUGUCAUUAAAUACUUAUCUAAUAAAUAUAUACGCAGUAAAAUGCAACUCUGCCUUUAACAUGCAAGAUGAACCCUGUUACCUCAGUCGCUUUUCCAUUAUUCACCAAUUAAUAAUGUACAUUGUAAUAAUGUACAAAACCGAUUUAUGUACAUUGUGUGCAUACGUUUUGCUGGUAACUACAAAUCCACAAUGCAGGCGUCAUGGUGGCGUGGUGGUUAGCUUUUGUCGUCCCACCUCCAGGGUAGAAGGUUUUGUACGUGGGGUUUGAAUGUUCUCCCUUUUCCUUGGUGGGUUUCCCAGUCUGAUAGCAUGCAGAUUAAGCUAACUGGCGUUUCUAAAUUGCCCAUACUGUGUGACUUCCAAUGGAUUGGCACAGUUCCAGAAUGUACCCCACCUAGGUCCUCCUGUGACCCUGUACAAGAUAAGCGAUAUAGAGAAUGAGUUAAUGAGAGUGAGUAAUACCACAAUGCUUGCUUAUGAUUGCUCAACUGGUUGAUAUGUAGGUGUGAGGGAAGGAUUGAGUAUUUAUGCUAUUAUGCAGUAUUAGGUGAAAAAGUUCAAAAGAUAUACUAUUCUGUGUAUCUAUACCGGGCAUUUGAGGACCGUGUUCUAAGGGAAAAAUAUUGAGAAAUAUUGAUGGAUCACUUAAGGAUAAAUCUAUGCACCUGGAAUGGUUUUAAAGCAUGCAAGUAUUCAGUCAGUCAAUCGUGUGUCAGCAGAUCAAUGCAUAAAAUCCUGUAGAUCAAGAGUUCAUGUUCACACCCAAUGUCAGAAUGGAGGAGAAAAAAAAAUCGGUGAUUUUAAACUUGUGUGUGUAUAAAAUGUACACUUUUUUUUUUUUUUGCCGAGGAUGUGCUUAUUGUAGUAUCAGAUUUCUGUUCAUGCUAAAAUUCAACCUGGUGUGGCCUUCUGCUCUUGUAGCCUCAUGGUUCGGCAUGUUGUUUGUUCUGAAAUGCAUUUAUGCUCACCCUCAUUAUAAAGAGUGAUUAUUUGAUUUAUUAUAGCCCUACUUUGGGCUUGAACCGGAUUGGCUAUUGUCCUCAGAGGUCUUUCAUUAACAAAUCAUUUCCAUACAUGCAUGCAACUAUUGCUUACUGGAUUUUUUUUUCCCCACACCAUUCUGUGUAAUCUUGAGAGACUAGUGAUUGAAACCAGCUCUUAACAAUUAUACCACACUAACCAAGUUCACAUUUAUUCCACAGUCUGAUGUUUUGUGUGAUCAUUAAUUGUAAAGCUCUUGACCUGUAAGAUUGAUACUGCUUCCACAUGCCUGGCUGAUUGAAGUGGUCAGUGGAGUAUGUCUUCAAUUAAACUACUGCCAGUUUCUAAAUAAAAAAUAAAUCAAUUUCUUUAAAAAGCGGAACAGUCAGCAAUAACACCAUGUUUAUGAAGGACAAGGCUCUAUGACAUGGAUCUUUAAACACUCUGCUGCUUAGCCAGAAAAUGUUUCAUCCAUGACCGAUUACUGACCCGCCACCCUUCUUCAUCUACAGUAAUUUAAACCUAAUUAUUAUAUCACUAUACAAAAACAGUUUGUUCCCCCAGAAUGCAGCCAAAAGUAAAGCCAUUAAUUCUUUGUUGUGUGCAUAUUAUAGUUUCUACUUAGUUAAUGAUUAUACAUUGUUAAUAUGUCUGUGGGGAAAAUGCUUUAAGGAACCAUUUUCAUCCAUGAAUAAUUAGUUUAAACAAUAUUCUACCUGAAAAGUUGUGCUCAGAUAUAUGACAAUAGAUUUGCACCGUGUGUGCUUCGAAAUCACUUAGAUAGAUUUGUCAUACGUUUGUUCAAUUAUUUUGUUAGAGAGUUUAGUCCACAACCUGUAGCCAAUGUAUUACUCUAUAUAGCAAAAAAAAAAGAAGAAAACUCUACCUCUAAAUGUCUAUUCACAGAUUGUGUCAUUUGUAAUGGUGUGCAGUAUGGAUGCUUCAUUUUUAUGAGAAAAAAAACUAUUGCUCAAGUCAGAUAAAAAUCUUCCAAAUUUUCAUCCAUUUAUUCUUUAAAGAACUGGUUUUAAAAAGCCCCAUGAAAUACCUAAUGCUAAUAAAUGACUUGUAGAUUUAUUAUUAUUAUAGUGAUAAAUUGCACUAUUUUAUUCUUGUACAUGCAUUUGCCUUUUUUCUUUUUUUUACCUGAGCUGCAAGAGUGUUUUGUUUAAUUUGUUGGUUUUUCUGUGAUUGAUGACUGAUCGGUGAGGUUUCGGGUGGGCUUGGUAUGUUAAUUAGAAAAUUUAUUUUGAUUUAUUAAAUAAUUUCCUUGGAGUACUCUAAAUCAAAGUUGUAUUCAAUUCACUGGUUCAAUUGUUCUCAGAUUUUUAAAUAUUACUUGACCAUCAUUAUUCAGUAUCGUUUUACGAUAUUCUUGGAGGAAUGUCUGGUUGGUUGAGAUUAAAUCAACAAAAAACUCAGAACGCAGAACUGCUGAUGAUCUAAGUGAUGAUUCGAUGUUUAAUGUGUACUGAUGGGAAAACAUAAAUACCAACAAUAAACAAAUGGAAAAACAAUAACAGGAAAAGGAAUUAGGACGACAACAGGAAAAGUGUGAAUGUUAACCAGAGACCGGUGUGAGCAAAUGAUUCAGUUAAUGUGGAUUUUGUUUGAUGUUCUUAGAUUCCUGCAGAGGAACCGGAUUAAGUCAUUGGUCAUUAGCAAGCAGAGGGUAAUAUCGUCUCCUGAUGUAAACCAGUAAAUAACAGAUUCAUUUCCAGUAACAAUCAGGAAAGUAUAAACAGACGAGUUUUAGAGGAAGUUCCUUUUCGUGACAUGCUGGGGAUCAGAAACGAAGGUUGUAUUCUCACUGUGACUUCUGUAAAAUAUUUAACCAAAUAGAUACGAGGGCAAACAAAACUUUCACUGAUCAGUCGACACUGCUACUCCCUAGGGCUUACAAAGUACACAAUUACUAAAUGCUGUUCUAAAUCUGUUUCUUUUUGUACCAUCUGUAUAACAUUGUAGUACUCAUUUUAUGUAUAAGAAAGCAAACAUUACCUGUUUUUUAACAUUAGAGAUCUGUAUAUUACUCAUAACUGCACCUCUGCCUCUUUUCAUCUCUUUCAAUGUUAUUGUUGAACUACAGUAUAAACUCAUACAGUGAAUUGAACAUGACAGAAAUUGGUGCUGCUUUUAUGCCUAAUCUUUAAAUACUUGUUGCAGCAGUAUUACUGCAAUAGCCAUAUUAAUGUAACUGAUUUUCUUCAAGACACAAUUGUAGCGGUGGCUAAAGGCCAUAUCUGAAAUGUAUGACAUUUUGUCAUAGCUUUUGAAAUAAUAAAAACAUGCAAUAAAUGGAAUUUCUAAUGCCA